Molecule: messenger RNA, 5938 nt
Organism: Apodemus sylvaticus (European woodmouse)
Lineage: Eukaryota; Metazoa; Chordata; Mammalia; Rodentia; Muridae
Gene: Znf217
Product: zinc finger protein 217
Exons: 9
Coding region: 837-3962 (1041 amino acids)
Biological process (GO): regulation of DNA-templated transcription
Cellular component (GO): nucleus
Molecular function (GO): RNA polymerase II cis-regulatory region sequence-specific DNA binding; DNA-binding transcription factor activity, RNA polymerase II-specific
Source: RefSeq, a predicted model, not a curated record
CCUGAGGUUGCUAUCUAACCGUCAGAACAACAUCUGCACCUUCUGCAGGCACCGCUGGCAGGCAAGGGAGCAGUGCUUGAACCCAAACCUUGGCAAAGUUGCUAAGAGGGCUUCAGCCCACGGCUAACCACAGAAGAGCAACGUUUCCAUCCAUUCUGUAUGAACAGAACAGAAUCUACCAGCCCGGGCUUUCCCACCACGGGCCUGUUCGUGGACUUGUGGGGUGUUGCGCACACUGUGUGUUAGGCGAAAUGGGAACUGCCGUGCCGGAAGUGGAGUGCUUCUGAUACUGCUAAUUAAGGAAUGUGGAACCCUUCCUUUCUGAGUCAGCACCGAGUUCAAGACUUAGUGACUUUUGUAGGGGUCUUUCCAGAUUUUCUGCAUUCACAAAGGUCCCCGACCUUCCUCACAUUGACUCUGAAGUGUUCACCUUCAAGAACACCUCAGAACACCGCUAUCCUGUGAGCUCCUCAAGCCAGUGGCAAGAUUUUGGAAGUCCCUUGCCUUCAUAUCUCCCAGAUCAGCGUCUUGCUCAACUGAGCCACUCACCCAGUGGAGAUGGACAGGACUGUUGCCCUCAUGCUGACUCACAUCUGAAUCGCAGCCCAGGGCAGCCUGGAUGCCUUGUCUGUGCGAACACCCGUCUCCAUCACUGAGCUUCCCAAGCUCUGGGAUACACACGGCCCUCUGAACUUAGAGGUGCUCUAAUUUUGAAGCCCAGGGCUCCCAAGAGGUUUGAGUGGUGAUAUCUCACAAGUGGCCUUAUUCUAACUCUAGAGAUCCUCAGCAGACCAGCUGGAUUGUCCAUCCUGUCAGACCCUGAAGUGGCUGGCAGCAUGCCGACGCAGUCCCUCCUCGUGUACAUGGACGGGCCGGAAGUCCUUGGCAGCUCUCUAGGUACCCAGAUGGAGGUGGAUGAUGCUGUGCCCACAAAAGGGCCGGCUGUAGUCCCCUUCCGAGCUGCGCAGGAGAAGAGCACGGCCGCAGCAGAGGGGCACAUGCCCCUGGAUUGCAUGUUCUGCAGCCAGGUCUUCUCUCAUGCGGAGGAUCUCAAUCAGCAUGUGCUCCUGCAGCACCGGCCCACCCUCUGUGAGCCAGCUGUUCUGCGUGUGGAGGCCGAGUACCUAAGUCCCCUUGAUAAAGGUCAGGUGCCAACAGAGCCACCGAAGGAGAAGAGUAGCAAAGACACUGAGGAGUUGAGCUGCGAUGUGUGUGGGCAGGCAUUCCCAGUGGCUUUUGAUGUUGAGAGCCACAUGAAAAAACAUAAGGACUCCUUCACGUAUGGGUGCAGCAUGUGCGGGAGGAGAUUCAAGGAGCCGUGGUUCCUGAAGAACCACAUGCGGACACACAAUGGCAAGUCUGGCACCAGGAGCAAGCUGCAGCAAGGCACGGAGAGUCCAGUCACCAUCAACGAAGUGGUUCAGGCACAUGCACCUGGGAACAUCUCCACUCCCUACAAGAUCUGCAUGGUCUGUGGCUUCCUCUUCCCAAAUAAGCAGAGCCUCAUUGAGCACAGCAAGGUUCAUGCCAAAGAAACUGUCCCCAGUGCCAGCAACACAGCCCCUGAUGCCCACCCAGAGGAACCCAUAUCCCCGAAGGAGGAGCUGCUGCAGUUUUUGAACUUGAGACCCAGAUCAGCUGCAGACAGUACAGGGAAGCCUGGGGCCUGCAUACCUCAGCUUGACCCCUUCACCACCUACCAGGCCUGGCAGUUGGCUACCAAAGGAAAAGUGGCCGUUGCCCAAGAAGAGGUGAAAGAGUCAGGCCAAGAAGGAAGCACGGACAAUGAUGAUUCAUGUUCAGAAAAAGAGGAGCUAGGAGAAAUAUGGGUUGGGGGUAAGGCCGAAGGUUCUGGAAAGUCCAAAACAAAUAGAAGCAGUUGUCCAGGUCUCUCACAAGACAAAGAGAAGUCUAGACAUACUAAUACUGAAGUGCCUUCUGGGGAUGGUGAUUCCAAGUUGCCCAGUAGCAAGGAGAAGCCCACACACUGUUCUGAGUGCAGUAAAGCCUUCAGGACAUACCACCAGCUGGUCCUGCAUUCGAGGGUGCACAGGAAGGACAGGAGGGCUGACGCCCUAUCACCCACCAUGGCUGUGGAUGCAAGGCAGCCUGGGACCUGCUCUCCAGACCUCGGCACCCCUCUGGAAGACAGUGGGGCCGGGGACCGAGAAGGGGGCUCUGAAGAUGGGUCUGAGGAUGGGCUCCCUGAAGGGCUCCAUUUGGAUAAAAAUGAUGAUGGAGGAAAAGCAAAGCCCCUCCCGUCCUCGAGAGAGUGUAGUUACUGUGGGAAGUUUUUCCGUUCAAACUAUUACCUCAAUAUUCAUCUCAGAACGCAUACAGGUGAAAAACCAUACAAAUGUGAAUUCUGUGAGUAUGCUGCAGCCCAGAAGACAUCUCUGAGGUACCACUUGGAGAGACACCACAAAGACAAGCAGCCGGUGGAUGCUGCCACUGAGUCCAAAAGUGAAGGCCGGAGCCAGGAGCCACAGAGCGCGCUACUAACGGCCGACAGCGCGCAGACCAAAAAUUUAAAGAGAUUUCUUGAUGGUGCCAAAGAUGUUAAGGGAAGCCCACCUGCCAAGCAGCUUAAGGAGAUGCCCUCUGUCUCUCAGAGUGUUCUCUCACCAGCACACAACAAUGAUACUCAGGAUUUCCAUAAAAAUGCAGCUGAAAGUGCCGAGAAAGUGCGAAAGAGCCCUGCCCCUUAUCUGGACAUGCAGAAAAGGAAAGCUGGGGAGCCUCGGGCCAGCAGCCCCGCCUGCAAAUCGGAGGGCGUUGGGCCCUUAGCAGGGGAAGCUGGCCACAGGGAGAAGACGGGUCGGGAGGCUGACUGCAGACAUAAGCCAGGUGCUGGCUGCCAGGACAGGCCUUUGAAUCUAUCCCUUGGAGCCCUCCAUACCUGCCCUGCAAUCUCUUUGAGCAAGUGUCUCAUCCCCAGCAUUGCCUGCCCCUUUUGUACCUUUAAGACCUUUUAUCCGGAAGUCCUUAUGAUGCACCAGAGACUUGAGCACCGGUUCAGCUCUGACACGCACAAGGCCAUCAGCAGUAAGUCUGUGCUGAGGAACAGGCGCACAGGGUGCCCUCCUGCUCUGCUGGGAAAGGAUGUACCUCCCUUGCCCGGCCUGCACAAGCCCAAGCCCAAGCCCAAGACUGCCUUCUCCUCACAGCCUAAGUCCCUGCACCCAGAGAAGGCUCGGCAGGGCACCUCGGGGCAGAGCAAAGCUCCCCAGACUCCAGGACCGGACAACAGCACUUUAGCCCCAAGUAAUCUGAAGUCGCACAAGUCACAGCCCAGUGCCGGAGGCUCCAGUGCCACCAGGCAGCAGCAGUCAGAACUGUUUCCCAAAGGUGGUGUCCCUGCUGCUCUGGAUAAGGUGAAAAGACCUGAGCCAAAACUGAAGGCCCUGCCCGCUCCCCCAUCUCAGGCCCCCCUCAGCAGUAGCAAUAGCAACGGUUCUAUUGAGUAUCCCAUGAAGGUUGAUGGCCCGUGGGCACAGCAAGGAAGAGACUACUACUGCCAUCGGAAUGCUGGCAGUGCCACAGCAGAGUACAGUGAGCCACAUCCCAAAAGACUCAAGUCCGGUGGGGUGUCCCUGGACACAGAGCAUCCUGGGCCCAAUGGCAGAAGGGGCUUUGAGCUCCCCAAGUACCAUGUGGUCAGGAGCAUCACUUCCUUGUUACCACCAGAGUAUGUGUGCCCACCACCUGUGCUGCCCCCCAAAGCCCGUUUCCUGAGCCCUGGGGAGGUGGAGUCGCCCAGUGUGUUGACUGUACAGAAGCCCUACAGUGCCUCUGGAUCCCUGUAUACCUGUGGACCUGUGGGACACACAGGAGCCAGCCCAGCCCUUGAAGGAAAGAGGCCUGUGUCAUAUCAGCACCUAUCUAACAGCAUGCUGCAAAAGAGAAGCUAUGAGAAUUUUAUUGGAAAUACACAUUAUCGACCAAAUGACAAAAAAUCUUGAGUCUGAUUCCUGGGGAAAAGGUCCCUGGAUGCAAGUGCAUACUUUGCCCGGAAUCCCGUUGGUCCAUCGUGAGAGCACACGGUGAUAGCUACUGAACAAGCUGUGACUGAAUUGUACAUAGACCUGAGAGGAGCAGAGAAGGAACACUACAUUCUCUAAAGUUGUUAACCUUUGUACCACAUAGCAAUAAAACUAGUGGGAGCAGUUGGCUGUGCGCCAGGGGGACUGAAAUCUAUUUUGUCCCUAAAUAUUUUUUUAAAGAAUUGACCAAAUAAGUUUUUUGCAUACUUGAGCGCUGCUGAAAAGGAAUCAUUUGGGGUGGGGUGGGGUUGGGUGGGGUUGGGUGGGGAGUAUUGUAAAGCUUGCACCUCAGGUAACUGUAAAUAUGACGUCGUCGGAAACUUGCUUAAGUUCUCUGUGUGUUUCUCUCCCUCAUGGAGCUCAGUGAUUGAGCGUUUUCUGCUUUUCCAUUUUCAUUUAAAGCGUGCUUUAAUGCAUGCACAUCCUCACUGAGUCUGUCGUCUGUCUUCCCGUGGCUGAUGGAAGGGUUGGCACUUGGGAGAUGUGCUGUGCAUCUUGAGGCCAACAGGCCCCAAGCUGGCACCUUUGACUGCACUGUUAGAGCUGGUGUGUCCAGGGUGUCCUGGAGCCCCAGUGUGCUGCCUGGGAUGGACAGCCUGGUGCUUUUGAGCGGGUGUUGCCUACAGAGAAGCUGCCUCUGUAGAGUGGUGGAUGUCCCCACUCGCCAGGCUCUGUGGGGAGGUAUCUAAGUUCUUUUCUUUUGAAAGAUUCGGUUUCUCAGAGAGUUGCCUGAGUUAGGUCUAGAUAAAUAACGCCAUAUCUCCUUGUGUGAAUUGCAUGCUUGGAAGCAAUUUUAAAGGGAGUGGAAAGUUUGGGGAAUAUUUUAGUUUGUAUUUGGAGUCUUGGUGUGUCUCGUGUUUGCGUGGACACCUUGAGUCUGGGUGAGGAACUGCUGGCCGAGUCUCCUGGGAGGAAGACACCCGUGGCUCUCCAUUGGUUGUUUUACAGGGUGAUUUCCUCAGUGCACAGGCAGCUCGGAAUGGAGGGAGGACAGCCACCAGCUAGCUCACUCAGCGUUUUAAACUUGACUUCCUUUGAUGUCUGAGUUUAUUCAACAGUUCAUGGGUUUAGCAAACCCAAAAUAUUUUAUUAAGAAACUGUUUCAAAAAUAAUAAAUUUGCACUGCUCAUUUUUCUUGCCCCACCUCUCUCAAUGGGACAAAGGGUGAAGAUCUCAAAGAACCCCAACUUGUCCCCAUCCUCACCCCCGCCCUCACUGUGGACCAUGAGGGGUCCCUGGGAGACAUCUCACCUCCUGGGUUGAGCUGUGUCUGCUCUUGUAGGAAGUGCUUGUGUAUCAGGAACAUGUACACCAGGCCCCGGUCCUGUCCCCAAGCUGAGCCAUGUGUACGUAGUCUGGACUGUUUUCUUAGGUCUGCACUUUUAUAGCCUGUUUUUGAAGAUUUGCAAGGUGAUCGGCUCCAUCUUUGCCUAAAUGCAGUGAGCGUAUAGGAAACUCGCUCUCGGAGUUAUAUACAGUAGGGGCCAAAAAUUAAACCUGUAUUAAAAAAUAAAUCACCAAAUCUAUUAGAAAACAAGUCAGUGUAUGUAAUGCUGAAAUUUGGGGGGCUUUCAAAUUUCUCAAGCUACAUUUUCUGAAUGCAUGAAAAUUCCAGGUUUUUUCUUGUUUAAGCAGCCCUUUGUGCGUCAGUGUGUUCUUGUCAUCAGUAUUAACUCUGGGAUACUACUGGCUCUGUGUGUCUCUCUCUGGGAGGCAACAGGAUGUGGGAGAAGAGGUACAUUCGGUGGAUUUUUGUUAAUGUAUUUAUUUCAUUCCAGUUUGAUUUAUUUUAAUUGUUCAUACUUAAGUUGUCAGUAGACAUGCUUUAUUUAUGAUAUUUCAGCUUAAAGUUAUGUUAUUAUAUGUGGAUGUAAAUAUAGAUUUGGUGUUUUACA